Anarrhichthys ocellatus (wolf-eel) is the source of this 3297-nucleotide messenger RNA. RefSeq names its product microtubule associated tyrosine carboxypeptidase 2 (gene matcap2). The record is from RefSeq and is a predicted model, not a curated record. NCBI's taxonomy places the organism in Eukaryota, Metazoa, Chordata, Actinopteri, Perciformes, Anarhichadidae. The transcript is spliced from 7 exons. The coding region runs from base 99 to 1610 and encodes 503 amino acids.
UCAGUGUGGCUGUAGCUCGGUUGUAGGCGGUGUUCUUCAGCUCAGCUCAGCUGUGGUUUUUAGGUUUAUUUACAGACGCCUUAACGCCUUAACAGAGGAUGCUGGAGUCAAUUAAAGUAACAGAAAGACUCCACUGGCCAGAAGUAGAAAUGUCCAAAAAGUACAUCUUAAACUCAGUGAGUCCAAGCCAAGUGUACCUGGAGAAGAUUUCUUCCAGUGUCCUCAAAGACCUCUUCAGCACUGGCUCCAGCAGCUACAACGUCCUGCUGCAGGCUGAGGAGAAGAAGAUUCAGAAGCAGUCCCCGUACAAGAGGCCAAAAACAUCAGUGAAAUGUGGCGCCGCAUGUAGUAGAAGAAAAGUCAUGGUUCCUAAAAAGUUGCGUGUACCAGAAAGUGUCUGUAAACCUGCACAGACUAAUCGUGUUCUCUCAGGCAACUCCAAUCACUCUAAACCAGUAAGGAACAUGGCAAUAGUGGGCAGCACCAUGGGCCUAACCACACGUGCUGCUCCACAGCUGAGAAAAAUGUGCACCCCCAAUUCCCCCCGCACUAAACUGCCCUCGUUGCACAAAGCAGCAAUCACACGGGAAGUGGAAAAUGCCAAGAAGCUCUGCAUCCUUACAGCCAUCAAGCCGUCUAAUGUUCAGAAAGAGAAGGCCACGUUUUUCAAGUCUGACUUCAACUACGAUCCACAGUUCGAGUACAGCAACCCAGCCUCCCCAGUUGUUCUGGCACGGCAUAGCAAUGCCUCAGACCACUUCCUCACACAGGCAGUGCGCAUCAUGGAGCUGGCCCUGCAGCGAUAUGGCAGCUAUGAGAAGUUUGAGAAGGCCACCGGCGGCAACCUCCUCACCAAGAGUCGCGUCUGGCACAACAUCAAGAAAUACAUGGAGAAGGAAGGCUGCGUGGGGGAGAUCGUAGCCCAGGUGACAGACGACCUCCUGUCCAGAGCCUCCAUGACGGUGGUGAACAGCAGACCCACACUCACCAUCAACAGCUCCACUGCCAGAGAGCACUGGCUUGAAGGCAUGCUGCGGCAUGAGAUCGGCACACAUUAUUUCCGCGGCAUCAACAACUGCCACCAGCCAUGGAGCAGCAGUGUGGGCAGGAAGAAGCACAACCUGAAGCCUCUGAACCCCACAGAGGAGGGCCUGGCCAGCAUCCACAGUGUCCUGUUCAGGAAAGACCCCACACUGUGGCGCGCCGCUCUGCUCUACUACACCGUCUACCAGGCCAGCCACAUGUCCUUCUCCCAGCUCUUCCACAAUCUGGGACGCUUCGUCCAGGACCCCAACACCCGCUGGGACUACUGCGUCCGGGCCAAGAGGGGCCAGACCGAUACAGCGCAGCCAGGGUGCUUCAGUAAAGACCAGGUCUACCUGGAUGGUAUCCUGCAGAUCCUGAGAUACAGAGACAAGAUCGACUUCCCACUGCUGAUGGCUCUAGGAAAGGUGUCAUUUGAAGACGUGGACCGCCUGAAAGCACUGGCUCAGAUGGAAAACGUCCGCAUCCCGCACUUCAUGCAGGACCAGGCGAGGUAUGCCGAGCAGCUGGAGAAAAUCAUGGCGGUGAACCAGCUGACUGACGAGGAGCUCAAGGCCAUCAUCUGAGCCAGCUCCGCCACACAAACCUGCUCACACCUGAAGGAAAGCUGUCGCACCACUGCCAGCCGUGGCCCGCAUGCCUCAACACCAUCAUCUUGCAUGGUAGCAGAGUGUGUGCAGCAUGCUAUAGUGCAUGCAGUGUAAAGUUAGAUAAAUGCAUUAGUUGACUUUGGCUUUGAAUUAUAGAUCUGUUAUUGUCAUAUCUCCACUGAUACAAUCAGAGAAUCAUUUCAGUGUUGAGAUAAGGGCUGGAAGUAGUUUAUUGUUUUUACCAGUGCCAAUACAAUACCUGAAUUGCUGAUCAAUACAGAUAUAAUAACAUUUUCUAAGCACUUGGUGCCAACGUUUUUUAACUUGUUAGUCUCUGAUAUUCAGUUUGGUCUUAGGUUUGGGAGGGCUUUUAUUAAUAUCUCCUCCAUAGCUAAUGGUUUUAAAAGAGUUAUUAAAAGUUGUAUUAAUAUUUGAGAAGGAUCCCUUAAAUUUAUGAUAAUUUCAUAUAUUUUACAAUUGAAUAAUACGCUUGUCAGUGUUUUGUGGUGGUCUAACUAUGUAAUGGUGAGACUGUUUUCAAAUUGACUUCUAACUCAUCUUAGGGAUUGUCUUGUACUAGUUGGUAAAAUGCACUUUGACCCAUUGCAUGCCCCGCUGCCAUAAGGGAACCAGGACUGUUGUUUUCUUUGCUAACAUAAAAUGGGGAUACUAGCGGGCGAUGCUGAAAGUAUAAUCAUCACAAUCAUUACAUCAUUACAUCUGAGACAUGAUGUGUGCAAACAUUUUGGAAUUAACAGAAUAGAAAGUCUGGAUAAAGGUGAAGCUCUUUGCUGAUCUUUCGACUGCAACCGCCUUUCACCAACGUUAGCUUGUUACUCAGUGAAGCAACAGAGUCACUGUGUAUGAAUAGAAAUACAGUAAUUCUACCACAAUUUCAGUAGUAAAUUGGGUUAAUUGGGUUUCAUUUGGAUUCGUUAAAAUGACAUGCUAAUUUGCUAAUAUUGCUCAUGUUACAAGAUACAUGUAUAUACACAACAAUCUUCUAUCAUCUACACUCACGGAUCUCAUUUGCGCUCGCUGAUUUUGGCACUGAUUUGCCAUCAUAGUUAGCCAGUGAUAUUAAAAUGCUGCCCCAGAGGCAAUUACAAUUAGACAAUUGUGACUUUCUUGGAGACUUUUUGGAUGCUUCUUUUGUUGUGGACUUGUGCAUGAAUAUGGUUAGCUUAAGCAUCAAAAACGCAUUGAUCUCGUUCUUUGUCUUUCUCUCAUGCACCUGUGAUCUAAGUGUACUUACCUCGUGUUUUAUAUCCGUCUCUUUAGUGGGGAUAAACACAUUCUUGCACUUUUUUUUUUUAAUCCUCUAGCAACCACUUAGGGUUACUAUUUUUGUAGUACGGAUGCUAGGUUGAAGCCCCGUUUGACUAUUUGCACUUUGUUACCUUCAAUCUACCUUUUCAACUGCACUGAUAUGGGCAGUUACUGUGUUGGUGUCAUAGACAGUGUAAAAGAAAUGGAUGUAGUGAUGUGCAGUUUGGAGGCCUUGAGUUUGGCAUUUUUGACUGUCGCCAUCUUGUUUUUUUGGAGCCAGGAGUGACCAUAUAUGGAUGCGAGGUCCUCAGGGUAGCGACCUGCCAAUCACAAAGUAGCCCCGCCCUAAAGCAUACUCUGCUUUAUCGUCUAUUUCACUCUAAAUGGGAUCAUA